UUUUUCUGUGAAAACCCUUUCCUAUGUUCUGUCUGGAUUGUGCAUGAAAUUUGUUGGGUAAUCGGUGGCCCUGACCCUCAGUGACCUUUGACUUUAGGGGUCAUUUUUCUGUGUCAGCCAUUUUUCCUCGAAUUUCAGGGGGCGUCUUCUGGGCUUCAAAGGAAAUACGUCUACCCACAUUCCAUCUUAGUUGCGGUGUUUCUAUCAAUCAGGUCGCUAGUCCAAGUCCGUCGAGGGCGUCCCCUAGGUCUUGCACCCUCCGCCCUGCCUUGCAGUAUACUCAUGUCCAGACAACAGGAGUUCAUCUGUGGCCUCUCGUACAAUGUGACCAUAGCAGUCCUCCCCAGACUGAACAUGGAGGAGCUGAUGUUUGAACUCAACAGAAGGAUUCAAAACCUGGACAAAGAGAACAGCAUCAAGGACAGGCUGGUCAGUAUCCUUAGGGAUGUGAUGUUGGAGGAAUACCGUCAGUGGGAAAGAAAGUCACAAGUCAGCUGCUUCCCGGACGAGACAACCACACCUGUGCAAGACCAGGAGACAGCUACCAUGCAAGAGGACACUCCAACCUCACACACAAACACAAUGCCCUUCACUCCUGACAACAAUUUGUUAGAUACGAAUCAUUCAGUGAGUAACUCUUACAUAGAGGAGACUUUAGAAGAGGAUGAACCCUGUGAGGAAACACCUACGGCUUCUUGUGAACUGAUACCUGACCAUGUUGAUGUAUGUAAGUGGGAAUGUCAUGUGUCCGAGGAUGAUCACAUCAGACAAAUUUCUCCACAGUCCGACUCCAACCCGGGUCGUCUUGAACAACAUACGGACGACACUCACAAUGGAUGCACAUACAGCGGAUAUGAACUGAGUCACAACAUAAAAAGGGAGGAAACACCUUCGGCUUCUUGCCAACCCACUCCAGACCAGGAUUGUGAGGACAUUGCAUCACUUCUUCCUGACAAUGGCUCACGAAUCAGUUCCAAACGCUACGUGUGUGACGUGUGUGGAUUCAAAACAUCAUUUGCACACGAAUUCUCCCAGCAUAAGAAAAGUCACCAAGGAGGAAAACCUUUCAUUUGUGGCGAAUGCGAUUAUCGUACAUUAUAUAAGACCCGGCUUGUCGAACACAUGAGGACCCAUACCGGUGAGAAACCGUUCACGUGUGACCAAUGCCACUUCAGCGCGACAUGUAAAAGUUCGCUAGUCGGGCAUAUGAAAAAACACACAGGUUCAGAACCUUACAGAUGUAAAAUCUGUGACUACCAAACCUAUACAAAGUUUCAAAUUAAGAGACAUAUGAUGCGCCACUCUGGUUUGAAGCCAUACAAAUGUGAGGAAUGUGACUACAGGACAGCUCAAAAGCCUGAUCUUACUAGACACAGGAGGCGUCACACCGGUGAGAGACCCUACAGUUGUCAAGAGUGUGACUACAAGGCAACAGUCAAGUCCAACCUUCUUAAGCAUAUGAGAAGCAAACACCAGUGAAAGUACUGUUAGUUACGAAUCAGAAAUAAUGCGAGAUGUAUAUUUAUUGACUACAGAGACUCAACCAUUGCUUUAUUCUCACCAACAUUGUGGUGACCAUCUGUCACCUUCAGGGGAAUUCUGACUGGUUCACAUUGUACUGCAGGACAGGUGAUUGCUUAAUCUCCAAGCAGGUCUUGCGGUGGCAUAAGACAGUAUCCAUAUAUGGAAGUUUUCCACAGCUAUCUCAGAAACUGACCCACCGAAGGGUAAAAUUUGCAGGACACUGUUGCCGAGCAAAACAGGAAUUAGUGUCUUCUGUUCUUCUAUGGAAACCAAGUGGCCGGGUACAUUGCAGAAGUUUGACUUUUACGGACACGGACACUUAAACUAGAGACAAACCUAGAGCAAGCCAUGUCAGAUAGGGCCCUAUGGAAUGAAAUAUGUGCUAGCCUGGUCCCGACCUCCGGUCCCUGAUGUAUGUAUGUAAGAUAGUAUCAUAAGCUUGGGAAGGAGUUUAGCCGGCAAAGGAGUUUU
Molecule: messenger RNA, 1995 nt
Organism: Branchiostoma floridae (Florida lancelet)
Lineage: Eukaryota; Metazoa; Chordata; Leptocardii; Amphioxiformes; Branchiostomatidae
Product: zinc finger protein 679-like
Exons: 3
Coding region: 283-1479 (398 amino acids)
Biological process (GO): regulation of transcription by RNA polymerase II
Cellular component (GO): nucleus
Molecular function (GO): DNA-binding transcription factor activity, RNA polymerase II-specific; RNA polymerase II transcription regulatory region sequence-specific DNA binding
Source: RefSeq, a predicted model, not a curated record